GGGCGGUGCUGAGGCGGUGCUGAGGCGGUGCUGGGCCGGCGGGGCCCGCGUCGCGCUCGCCAUGGGGCUGCUGUCGGAACUGGCCCGCGGGCUGGUGAGGGGAGCCGAUCGGCUCUCCCCCUUCACCAGCAAGCGCGGCCCCCGCAGCUACAACAAGGGCCGAGGCGCCAAGAAGCUGGGCGUGCUCACCUCCAACAAGAAGUUCAUUCUCCUCCGCGAGAUGGUGCCCUGCUUCGUGGUCCCCGACCUGCGCGACUUCAAGCUCAAACCCUACGUGUCCUACCGCGCCCCCGAGGGCUCCGAGCCGCCCCCCACGGCCAAGGCGCUCUUCGACCAGCUGGUGGCCCCCCGCAUCCAGAAAGAUGUGAAGGAAGGGGUGUAUGACCCCAACAACCUGGAGAAGUACGGCUUCGAGCCCACGCAGGAGGGCAAGCUCUUCCAGCUCUUCCCCAAGAACUACGUGCGGUAGGGAGCGAGCAGCGAGGAUCCUGGGUGCAGGUUGGGUGAUGCGCAACAGCAAUGCUCUUCCAGGUCUUUCCCAAGAACUACGUGCGGUUGGGAGCAAGCAGUGAAGAUCCUGAGUGCAGGUUGGGUCAUACACACAGCAGUGCUCUUCCCCAAGAACUACAUGCAGCAGGGAACAAGCAGCAAGUAUCCUGGGUGCAGGUCAGGUUGUGCACAAUGGCAAUGGUCUUCCAGGUAUAGUGCAAGCAAGCUCUUCCCCAAGAACUACAUGCGGUACAGAGCAAGCAGUGAAGAUCCUGAGUGUAGGUUGUGUCGCACACAGUGGCAAUGCUUCUCCAAGCACACUGCAAGCAAGAUCUUCCAGGUAUUUGCCAAGAACUACGUGUGGUAGGGAGCAAGUAGUAAGGAUCUUCGGUGCAGGUCAGGUCAUGCACAACACCAAUGCUCUUCCAAGGACACUGCAAGCAAGAUCUUCCAGCUCUUCUCCAAGAACUACGUGCAGUAGAGAGCAAGCAGUGAAGAUCCUGGGUGCAGGUCAGGUUGCACACAACGACAAUGCUCUACCAAGCACACUGCAAGCAAGAUCUUCCAGCUCUUCCCCAACAAUGACAUGCAGUAAGAAGCAAGCAGUGAAGAUCCUGGGUGCAGGUUGGGUCACAAACAACCUGCACCAGAAGGCGUACUUGGAAGAGCAUCGCCAUUUUGCAUGACCCAACCUGCACCAGAAGGCACUUGGAAGAGCAUUGCCAUUUUACCCAACCCAACCUUCACCAGAAGGUGCACUAAGAAGAGCGUCGCUGUUGUGCAAGACUCAGCCUGCACCGGCAACUAUGGAAAAGCUUCUAUCACAGGCUGUUAGAAGCAAAUCCUUCCAUUUGGUUUCCCAGGCAUAUCAUGUUGUGUAAGCAUGCCGGUGUCCUGCUUUCAGACCAGGGUAAUUAGCAGGAGAUGGUUUCUCUCCAAACCAUUCUGGGAAGGGAUUGCUAUCUUCUGUGAACAAGAGGAUGAGCCUUGGCUCCUUGUGAAGUCUAGAGUUACCUGCUGAAACGUCAUUCUGGGAAGGAAUUGCUGUCUACUGGGAACAGAAGAUGACUCUUAGCUCCUUGGGAAGCCUGGAGCUGCCUGGUUGUGGAGAGCAAGCCAAAUGUCAGAGCACUUCCACCAACUGCAGGCAAAGAGGGAACGUUUUGAUGGAUUUAUUUACUCUGAUGCAUUUACCACCAGCCUCGAUGAACUGUUUCAUCAAACCAGGAAUGAGAGCUCCAACAGGCAAAGCCAAGCCCACACCCUGAACUACAAGAACUGCAGCUCCCACUGUCUCAGUUUUUCCCAGCUUUCCCAAGCCUUAAAGCUCCUCUUUCUCUUGGAGUAAAUUAAGAUACAGUUAAUUGGUGCAUUCAAUCUGUUCCUCAGCCAUGCAGCUGCUUGAGUUUGCAAAGGAAUUGUUUAAAUUCAAAAUAUAUCUCAAGAAUUGUUAUUUUUGGGCAUAUAUUCCAAGAGCCAUGUCUUGCUGUUCAUUAAAUUGAUACAAGUGCCAUUUACCUAGAUGGUUGUGUAUGACUUCGUUUAAACUGCUAAAUUCUAAAUGUCUUUGGAAAUAACGUGUUUUCUCUGACACAAGCGUGCUGGAGUCUUUGAGAAAAUGAUUCUUCACUACAGUUCUGUGUCUGGAGUUUCUGUCAGGGGGUUUGCAUUUGGUUUUCCAAACAUGAAGUACAACAAAGCUUAAACUUCUAGAGAAUUAA
Molecule: messenger RNA, 2210 nt
Organism: Cuculus canorus (common cuckoo)
Lineage: Eukaryota; Metazoa; Chordata; Aves; Cuculiformes; Cuculidae
Gene: MRPL41
Product: mitochondrial ribosomal protein L41
Exons: 1
Coding region: 62-469 (135 amino acids)
Biological process (GO): translation
Cellular component (GO): mitochondrial large ribosomal subunit
Molecular function (GO): structural constituent of ribosome
Source: RefSeq, a predicted model, not a curated record